AUGGGGCUGAGAAGGAAUCGUGGCUCAUUCGGUGUUUUGCGGGGCGAAAACGAAUGCGCUGUUGAUAUGGUGGGGUUUGGAGGGGUGCUGAUGGUGCUGGUGCUGCUGGUGCUGAUGGUGCGGAUGAUGCUGAUGGUGUGGAUGGACGAGGCCCCACUGAGGAAUGACGGAUCGGAAACUCUGCAACCUAAAUGCCACGGAUUGGCGGAAUCCGAGCAAAUCAAAGACGACGCACAGGCCCAGGCAAGAAUGAACGAGGCCGGUGAAAAGGCGGGCGAGGGCCAGUGA
Penicillium macrosclerotiorum is the source of this 288-nucleotide messenger RNA. RefSeq lists its product as uncharacterized. The record is from RefSeq and is a predicted model, not a curated record. The transcript has 2 exons. Bases 1 to 288 code for a protein of 95 amino acids. NCBI's taxonomy places the organism in Eukaryota, Fungi, Ascomycota, Eurotiomycetes, Eurotiales, Aspergillaceae.